AUGACAACUCCGCAAGAUAUUCGUAUUGUUGUAGCAAUUGAUUUUGGCACCACUUUUAGUGGCUUCGCAUACAGCCAUAUCAAUAAUCAAGGUUCUUUUGAAGGCAUUUCAUUGAAAAAUCAAUGGCCUGGACGAAAGAAAAAUAGUGUGAUAGUACAAUACAAAGCAAACACGUUGCUUCAAUAUGAUAAUGAAUUGAACUUAAUGAAUUGGGGAUGUGGCGUGGUUGCAGAGAAAGGAAAUUUCAAGGGAAAAGAAGCUCCAGAGAAAGAAUCAAUGGUUGCUAAAUUGUUCAAAUUGUAUUUAGCAAAUUUAAAUGAUCCGCCGCCAUUGCCAGAGGGACUGGAUUAUAGACAAGCCAUCAUAGAAUAUUUAACGAAAUUAAAAGAGUUAAUUAUAGAAUCUUGUGAUAAACGUUGGCCUGGAUUACGAUUUCCUGAACAAUUUCGAAUAGUUUUUUCGGUGCCUGCAGAAUAUGGACUAAUUCAGAGAUACGUGAUGAGACUUUGUGCACACAAUGCUGGUCUAUUAGAAAAGGAAGAUUCAGCAAACUUGGAAUUCACAACAGAAUCUGAAGCGGCCGCGCUUUGGUGUCUGAAACAUGCAGAUCAAUAUGAGUUACGAGAAGGAGAUUCUUACCUUGUUGCGGAUUGUGGCGGCGGCACAACCGAUCUUGCGAUUUUUUCCAUAACUAAUAAAGAUAAGCUAGACGAAAUGACUGAACGUUCUGGUGCAGCUUACGGCGGAUCAUAUGUCGACCAAAGAUUCGUAAAAGAACUUGAAAACCGUGUAGGCAAAAACGUGAUAAAAUACUUGUGUCAAAAAUAUUUUUCGCGUUACCUCCAUUUAAUGGACUAUUUUUGCCACCACAUAAAAUUCGGCUUCACUGGCAUCGAAGAAGAUUUCGAAGAUAUAGAAAUGGAUAUCGACGUGGUUUGUCCGAUGAUAAAGAAAUUCGUCGAGAAAGAAAAGGAAGCAAAAUUAGUGGAAGACGAAUGGAUAAUCACUUUUGAUUUUAACGAUAUAAAACAAAUGUUUGAUCCGUCGAUUAACCAAGUCAUCAAGUUGAUUGAUGAGCAAAUUUACAAAUCGAAAGAUGAACGAUCGAUAAAGUAUAUUUUCCUGGUUGGUGGAUUUAGCGAGUCGCCUUACCUGCAGAAAGUAGUUCGAGACUAUUUCGAACUAGCGGGUCAACAAAAAGUCGUUAUUCCUUCUGAGCCACUUACUGCCGUAUUAAGAGGAGCAGCUUAUUAUGGGUUAAAUAUGGGCGUAUUAAAAAUGCGAGUUCUAAAAAGAACUUACGGCCUAAGAGUAACACGAGUCUGGGACGAGCUAAAAGACUCAAAAAUUUACAAAAAUGAUGACGGUACUGUAUACGGAUUUGAUAAACUCGUUACGCGUGGCGAAAAAAUUCCAGUCGAUCACAAGGUGACACGUGAGUAUAUAGCACCGAAAUCAAAAUAUUCGGGAAUAACUUUUCGUGUUUUCAUGUCAAAACUCGAGGAUCCAGAGUAUAUUUAUCAAAAAGAGGUAAUUGCGGUGGGGAAUGUUUCGAUUGUUAUUCCUGAAGAAGAUCUUGUGCCUGAUCGAAAAAUCGAGUUUUCGUUGACCUUUGGAUCUUUUGAAAUUAAAGCCACCGCAAAAAAACAUAAUAAAACAUACGAGGCUUUUUUCGUAUUGGAUACUUGA
This is a messenger RNA of Ambispora gerdemannii, 1689 nucleotides long. The record is from the annotation of a GenBank genome assembly. Lineage: Eukaryota; Fungi; Glomeromycota; Glomeromycetes; Archaeosporales; Ambisporaceae.